UAAGUUAACUUCAUUGAAAUCAUUUGACGGUUUUAAAGUGUCCAAUUUGACAAGUAACCACGCCACUUGGAGGAUUGCGCACGGAACUUGGCUCGCGAGUCUCGACGUGGAACUGACAACGUGAACUUUUCGCCGUAAAAGCCGUUUCUCUGCGCUCUGCGCGGAGCUUCAUUGUUCACGGCAGUUGUUUUGUUCUCGUAAUGGCUGGUCCGUGUCAGUGUGUGUAAACGUUUCUUUCUCCCCGCACAGACACACUCUCUGGCUCGUGCGUGUGGGGCUGAAACACGGACGCGAACGCUUUAUUUAUUUUUUUUUCAUUUUUCGUCGACGUAACUUCCACUUUUUUUUCUUUUUUUUUUUGUCAACGGGACUUUUGGUGAAAACGCUCAACACGUUUAUCGUCGCGUGAGAACGUGGACAGCAGCGGCAUAUGGUACACGUUGGUGACGUCACACUGGUCAUUGGACCAUAGCGUGCUUUAUGUCCGUGUUGUUGUUUUGUACUUCUUGUAAACUACUUAGUUCGUUAUCGAUGCCCUGCUCACCAUUGAAUGAAUGGGCUUUUAGGUGCGCAUGCGUGCAGGAUCUCAAAAGUUUAUAAACAAGAGGGGAGUCACAUGACGAGAAUAUUGUGACAUAGAUAAGACUGGAACACCCCCUUAUCAUAUGUACAUGUUUCGAUUUCAUCGUGUUGUAUCCAAUAAUAACCAACAGACAGGGAAGUGGUCGGUAGACCGGAGCUCUGAGGGCGCCUCGGUGUAUUAUUAGAUAACCGGCCCUGUGUUACCUUGUGUCACUCUAUGUCUCCUUUACGUCACCCUGGCCAUGUAGAGCCCAUACGUUGCGCAGGAUCAAGUUCCUGCGCACGCGCGCGCGUGUGUGUGUGUGUGUGUGCGUGUCAGUGGGUGGUCAUGGGAGUCUGGUAAUGCUGUUUAGCUUUACCUUUCCGGCGGACGCGAUGGUUUGGGAGGUGGUGACCCCUGCGGUGCUGUCCGGUGACCGCGCACGUCAGAGCGGGCGGCAUUCAGAGCCCGAGGGCGGGCACGCAGAAGUGAUGAUGGAUGCAGAUGGGGACCAGUCACAUGACCUGCUCCUCUGUGAGGAGCGCCUCUCCUCCUCCCCUGGCUUCCCCACCAGUGACAGCUACAUGGAAUACGACGACCUCCCAGACCUGCAGGAGGUUCGGGAGGAGGCGGAGCCAGCGGCGCCCCCCAUCUACCAGGUGGACGUGGGCGUGUCGCACCAGGAGCGGCAUGCGCGCGCUCAGCCUCCGGACACACACUGGCUGACCCAGCUGGCUCACAUCGCCACCGGACCUCAGAGCCCCCUGCUGCGAGAGAGUCCCGUCAGCAGCUCCUCACCGGCCUGCCUCUCCAGCACCAGCAGCAAUCUACAUUCCUACGCCCGGCCUCCCCUCCCUCUCACCCCGUCGCCCCCCAGAGGUCACGGCAGGAUACGCCGGCGCACCAGGAAGAGUAGUGAAUGUGGUUCUGCGGUGUCGACCAGAUCCUCUCUGUCUGAUGAGGAAGACAUGGGCUGGAGCUUCUCCUGUCCACCCACGGCCUGGCACUGCUUCCUCAAAGACAUCAAUGGGAGUUUGUAUUCGGGCCUAUCGUUUGUAUCUCAGAGCAGCUUUUCUUCGCCGCCAGGCACUCGUCUGCGUUUCCACCGCGGCUCCAACGUGGAGUGGCAGGACGUGGAGGGCCUGGUCUCGGCCGAGGAAGACUCCGGUGUUGAGGAGCGGUCCGGGUCUCUGAAGAGUUAUGGCUGCGAGGGUCUGCAGCUGGUGGAGCAUUCAGAGACUGUGCUGUCUGGUCAGGCCGUCCUUCAGCUGACCUUUGACCCCGGCGCAUUCGGACAUGCCGCCAUGACCGCCCGGUGCCAACUUGACCACCCCUUCUACGUGAGAAAGAAAGGCUGGUCGUCAUUUCACCCGAGCUUGACCGUGGUGCGUUAUGGGAUACCGUGCUAUGAAAUGGAGGUGGGAGACGUGUGCCUCCCUCCGGGACACAGAGACGCCAAACACACCGACAACUCGCUGGUGUUCGACACAUUCAGGAGUUAUGAUUUCACUCCUCUGGACUCCUCUGCGGUUUACGUGCUGAGCAGCAUGGCGAGGCGGCGGCGCGCCUCGCAGUCCAGCGGGGGAGCCGCUUCUCCAGACAGAGACCCAUCACAAGAUGGUCCCGGUCACUCCCACUCUCCUCGUCAAAAGCCAACCAAAAGCCAGCAAGCCAGCGUGGCAGGAAGCAACAAUGCCACGCCCACUAGGUGCAAGCGGCCAAUGAACGCCUUCAUGCUGUUUGCCAAGAAGUUCCGGGUGGAGUACACUCGGAUGUACCCGGGCAAGGACAACAGAGCGAUCAGCGUCCUCCUUGGGGAGCGGUGGAAGAAAAUGCGAAGUGAGGAGCGACGGACGUUCACUGUGCAGGCCAAAGCCCUCGCAGACGAGCAGAAAAGAAUCAACCCAGACUGCUGGAAACGCAAACGAACCAACUCUGGCUGUCAGGGAAAUUAAGGCUGCAGACAGGAAGAGAGAACAGUCUGUAGGAGAGCGCACACGCACACACACACACACACACACACACACACACACAGAGUGCGCUGCGUGGUCUAAUGUGACGCCUCGAUACUCUAUCUCGUUGACAACAGAGUGAGACGGCCUCACGGUAAAGAGAGCAGCACUUUUGCCCUUUCUGUCGACAUUUUGAGCCUCCCAACAAACGCCUCUCCCUUCCUCUUGCUUUUAAAAGGU
This is a messenger RNA of Cyclopterus lumpus (lumpfish), 2754 nucleotides long. Its product is annotated as HMG box-containing protein 1-like. The transcript has 13 exons. The coding region runs from base 925 to 2517 and encodes 530 amino acids. The record is from RefSeq and is a predicted model, not a curated record. Gene Ontology annotation, biological process: regulation of transcription by RNA polymerase II. Gene Ontology annotation, cellular component: nucleus. Lineage: Eukaryota; Metazoa; Chordata; Actinopteri; Perciformes; Cyclopteridae. Gene Ontology annotation, molecular function: DNA-binding transcription factor activity, RNA polymerase II-specific; protein binding; RNA polymerase II cis-regulatory region sequence-specific DNA binding.